Oppiella nova is the source of this 390-nucleotide messenger RNA. NCBI's taxonomy places the organism in Eukaryota, Metazoa, Arthropoda, Arachnida, Sarcoptiformes, Oppiidae. The record is from the annotation of a GenBank genome assembly.
UUCUUAGCGCCCGAAGUACUGACGGAGACGUCCUAUACGCGAGCGGUCGACUGGUGGGGCUUCGGUGUACUUAUAUUCGAGAUGCUUGUCGGAGAGUCUCCGUUUCCCGGCGACGACGAGGAGGAGGUGUUCGACAGUAUAGUCAACGAUGAGGUCCGUUACCCGCGAUUCCUAUCACUCGAGUCCAUAGCCAUUAUGAAACGGUUAUUGCGUAAAAAUCCCGAACGAAGACUCGGUUCCAGCGAACGGGACGCCGAAGACGUGAAAAAGCAGGCCUUCUUUAGACACAUCAAUUGGGAAGACCUGAUCACCCGUAAGACUCGGCCGCCAUUCGUGCCGACCGUCAAAUCGCCGGAAGACGUGACCAACUUUGACGAGGAGUUCACGUCA